UCGCGAGGAGAGAGAGUGUGGAGAUGCUGCAUGCCCACUGAGCAUUUUCCCCACCAGUGCAUGGAAGCCAGCAAGUGGACAUAAAGGAAGCACCAUCUUGUGUAGGAUUACAAGACUUUUCUUCAUGCGUGUUAGUGUCAUGGUGACAGGUCACAGGAUUGCCUGCUGCUGACGGGAGCUUCUCGACUUCGGGGAUCUAAAAGAGUCGCAGGUUGAAGGGCGCGAAUCAUGUCGAAGGGGCGCUUGGCUCGCACGCUCAGGGGGGUCUGCUUCAUUUGGCAAGUUGCAUCGUUGGCUGCAACGGGGCGUAAACUCUGGGAAGCGCCCACAACUACCUCCAACUUCAGCAAAAGUCUGCAAUGGCAGCCCUCCUGCCACUACCGCCACCAUCAAGACAGAGUGAGAACGACAGCAGAAAUACCGCCAAGGCUGGACGGCACCUGGCUGUCAACGAGGUGUGAAGUUCGCCCGGGUCCAGAGUUCCUCACCCGAUCCUACACAUUUCAGCCCACUCGUCACUUCCAGGCGCUACAACACUACUAUGCCGACAGCGGCUGCGAGAAUCCUGCCUACUCCCUGGCGAUCCGAGGCAAGUUCCGUCUUCGCCAGGCCUCUUGGAUCACCCGCGGAGCCACCAAAGCUGACCACCACCUCAGCAGUGUGGUCAUCGUCGUCCACAGCCUGGCAGCCAAGCAGAAGCUGGCCUCCAGACUGCCCCCGUCCUGCGUGGGUCCGAACCUGUCUCGACUGAUGCCUGGAAAACCUUUGAACCUUUACAAUACCCGGGUGGGGAGGGGGUGCCUGGCAGCUAUGGGGUUCUCCAUGAUGGAGCUGGAUUUGGUUAGGGUGGAGACGCAGCACCACAUUCAUGGGGAGGAAAUCCAGGCACUUUUCUUGGGGGACAUACAUACUGACUGGACUGAAAGAACUCACUACAGACCUACAGGGUACCAGCAGUCACUCCAGAGCGCCAUGCAUCACAUCCAUCCCUGCCCAGUGUGUGCCAUAGUGUACCGCUCCUCAGAACAACGGCCCCCAGUUUUACCCCGGCAAACACAACCCAGUAUUUCUUUGGCCGGACGCUGGGUAAGCCAGCAGUGCGAAACUCGUCCCACCGUUCUCUUCCUUACCAGAGAAUUCCACUUUGAUCCUGACCAACACGCAUGGGAGGGGAUCUACCGCCACUACUUGGACCCCCUCUGCUCACAGAAUACCUUUACCCUGAGAGCUUCAGGUCACUAUGCUCAGGGAAACCCCUCAGUCAAAGUACCGGGAGCCACCGAGUUUGUCUUUAAGGUGACUGAAGUGAGAGUGACAGCGGAAGACGAGUCCACGGCAAAAUUGUUGAACAGGACAAAAUCGGGGAAGUGCGGGAACGCCGGAGAGUGGGAAGUUGGAAUGGAGCAGGACCUGAGCUCCACACAUGGGUGCACAGUACUUGGCAUCAAAUUGCCACAUAAGGAGUAUGAGCUAUUCAAAGUUGAGCUGGACCACAGGAGACACCCGCUGUUGUAUGUUGGGGAGAGGCCAACAGAUGGUUCAAGCCCAGACCGACAGACGAGGAGGGCCACUUCCUUUCAGUUUCCCUUGAUGCUUUGCAGCGGCACGGAGACGCAGCCCCCUAGUCGCUACGGUUCAGGGUUCAACAGCAAACAAGUCCAGAUGAAUACCAGCGGGACGGGGAGGCUGACACAGAUACUUUUGGUGGUCCUUGGAUGUACUUUGUGCAGCAGGAUUUGGAUUUUUUAAAGACUUGGCACACUGAUGGACAUUGUUCUCCCUCAUUACAAGACAUUCAGGAGAGCUGACUAUAGAGUAUAGUGGUACCUUGACUUCCGACUGCCCCAACUUAAAUGCAAGUUUCAAGUUUUUCGCUGUCACUUGGCUGAUUUUUUUCCCUUGGUGUUGUGAGGCAAAAUUUAGUUUCAAGUUAGCUGCAGAUGCACUGUCAUUCAAGUUCAGUGGAGGAAAAAAAAGAACAAUUUAGAUACUGCCGAAGCACUUUUAGAUAUUUUUUGAAAGCUCCAAAGAUUAUGGCCCACAAAUACCAAAUGAGAGUAUUCGCAAGGAGCACCCGUAGGCCACAAUUCACAUACACCUUACUGCAGCUCCUCAUGUCUUUAGGCCAUGCAGCAUAAAGGCACACAUCCAACACACGUAUACUACAGUAAAUAUAGUAAUUACACUUUAUAAAAGCAGUUUAUUUUAGAUUCUCUGUUAUUGUUGAUUCACUUUAUUGCAUUGAAAAUUUAACAAAUCUUUUGGGGGCUGAAAUGGACAAAUGGCAUUUCAAAGUCAAGGUACCACUGUGUGUGUGUGUAUGCUCAUCUUUUUGGACCGCUGACGGAACCUUUAUGUUCACUUUAAGGAGCUUAAGCAACAGUUCCAGUUUUACUUUACAUAAAUCUGCACAUAAACCACUGAUACCAUCGCGUAAAAAAAAAUUAUUCCACCCUCAUAUUAUGUGGAAAAUGCUGUUUUCAUGAAAUGCCAUGACAAAUCAAGAUGACUGUUGAAAUGUGGGUGAGAAGAGAGCUCCUCUUGAGCCAGGAUGCAGUAGAAGUAAUGCACUUUGUACAGACCAUUGUUUAUACUGGAAAGAAAAGCAGCCGACAAGCAGACUUUUGUAAUCAGCCCCAACAGCUACCAUCCUCGUAGGUCCAAGUCCACUUUGCGGUAUAAGAUGUUGCUCUUCUCGUAAAAGCCUUUAAGCUUUUAUAGUCUCAAUGCAUCCAACGACUAUUUAUUUUAUAAACAUGUAGAGAGACUACGUUUUGUUGAAAGACCUUCUGUAAGAUUUUUAUUUUAGUAAGCACUAACAGAAGUCUUAUUUUUUUGUUUGUUUUUUUUGCGCAUUAAA
Messenger RNA from Syngnathoides biaculeatus (alligator pipefish), 2860 nucleotides. RefSeq names its product adenomatosis polyposis coli down-regulated 1-like (gene apcdd1l). The record is from RefSeq and is a predicted model, not a curated record. Gene Ontology annotation, biological process: negative regulation of Wnt signaling pathway. The transcript is spliced from 4 exons. Bases 229 to 1749 code for a protein of 506 amino acids. Gene Ontology annotation, molecular function: Wnt-protein binding. Gene Ontology annotation, cellular component: plasma membrane. NCBI's taxonomy places the organism in Eukaryota, Metazoa, Chordata, Actinopteri, Syngnathiformes, Syngnathidae.